AUGUGGACACAUGAGAAGCUUCUCCGCGACGAAUGCAACUAUACCGGAUACCAACCCUACUGGGAGGAGUCUCUUGACUCUGGCAACAUCUCGGCCAGUGUUGUCUUCGACCCCGUCACCGGAUUCGGAGGCGAGGGUGGCGACUGCCUGACCGACGGGCCGUUUGCGAACCUCACCCUCGGUCUGAGCAGCAAUGGCUCCCAGAUCUGGGAGGAAGACUACUGCCUGGCCCGCUCGUUCUCCGACACUGUCUUCGAGUAUGGAAACACUACCUACAUCGAAGAGUGUCUUUCUUAUGACAACUACACCGGCGCAUUGGAAUGCUACAUGAGCCUGCCCCACGUAGCUGGUCACGGCGGUGUCGGAGGCACAAUCCUCAGCGUCGCUGGCUCUCCUGCCGAGCCGCUCUUCUUCCUGCACCACACCAACCUCGACCGCCUCUGGUGGAACUGGCAGCAGGUCGACCCGGACACGAGGACUCACGACAUCGGGAACUUGUCAAACAUCCCUCCGUACUCGUACCUGGAGCAACACUAUCUCGAUUACCCGUCCGCGUCGCUGAUUGACUGCUCCGGGGACAACGGCAACACCAUCACGCUGCAGCACGUGCUGUGGAUUGCGGACAUUGUGCCGAACGUCAUGAUUGCGGAUGUCAUGGACCUGAGCGGCGAGACAGUCUGUGCUGAGUAUGUUUAG
This is a messenger RNA of Diaporthe citri, 696 nucleotides long. RefSeq lists its product as uncharacterized. The coding region runs from base 1 to 696 and encodes 231 amino acids. Lineage: Eukaryota; Fungi; Ascomycota; Sordariomycetes; Diaporthales; Diaporthaceae. The transcript is spliced from 2 exons. The record is from RefSeq and is a predicted model, not a curated record. Gene Ontology annotation, molecular function: oxidoreductase activity.